AUGAUCCUCAGGGUUUAGGCCCUCUUUGCAAGUAUACUAUAAAUGGCUGUAGAUAAUGUAAUAGUAACAUUUGCUAUUAAUGUUUAGAUGGAUUUUAUCUUAACUCAUUAAAUUAAUGCCAAUCGUGUAGUGAUAUUUUAGGCUAAUUUGUAGCUACUUGCUCUUUAAUUGAUGGCUCUAAUAAUAUUCAAAUAGACUCUUGCAUUUAGGGUUAUUACUUAAACUCAGAUAAUAGUUAAUGUAUCCCUUGUAGUCCUUAUUGCACAUCAUGUAUAGAUGAUUAAACUUGUGUUAAAUGUGAUAAUGGUAGUUAUUUGUUUAAUCAAUAGUGCUACCCUUGUUAAGUCAAUAAUUCCAAAUGUUGCUUUUAAGAUCCAUUUAAAGGCUGUAAUAUUUGCAAAUAGUCAUAUUAUAAAGAUGAUAAAAAUCACUGUAUUAAAUGUAUUUAAAAUUGUUUAAGCUGUUCAAACGCAAAUUCUUGUGAUUAGUGUAAAAGCGGAUAUUUUUAUGAUUACUACUAACUGA
Messenger RNA from Tetrahymena thermophila SB210, 525 nucleotides. Its product is annotated as transmembrane protein, putative. NCBI's taxonomy places the organism in Eukaryota, Ciliophora, Oligohymenophorea, Hymenostomatida, Tetrahymenidae. The transcript has a single exon. The record is from RefSeq and is a predicted model, not a curated record.